GGAUCGUCCGCCGCCGGUGCCUGAGCCUGUGGUUCUUGGAGUCGUGCCGAGGCUCGGGGUCGCCGCGCCGCCGGUCGUCCGCCUUCGUGGGUGUGGCUCUGAUGCUGCGGCGGGCUCCGGACGCCCGGAGCUCUGGAAGAAUUUAAGAGGACUUUAUUCAUGUGUAUGUUGUAAACGAUGAAUUCAUCCUCUUCUACUAUGAGUGAAGAGCCUGAUGCUCUGUCAGUAGUUAACCAGCUACGGGAUUUAGCAGCGGAUCCAUUAAACAGAAGAGCCAUCGUCCAGGAUCAGGGAUGCUUGCCUGGACUUAUUUUAUUUAUGGAUCAUCGCAAUCCCCCUGUUGUUCACUCAGCUUUGCUUGCACUGCGAUACUUGGCUGAUUGUCGUGCAAACAGAGAAAAGAUGAAAGGAGAGCUCGGGAUGAUGUUAAGCUUACAAAAAGUCAUUCAGAAGACUACAACCCCAGGAGAAACAAAACUUCUGGCCUCAGAAAUCUAUGACAUUCUUCAAUCCUCCAAUAUGGCUGACGGUGAUAGUUUUAGUGAAAUGAAUUCGCGUCGAAGGAAAGCUCAGUUUUUUCUGGGAACUACAAACAAACAUGCCAAAACAGUAGUUUUGCACAUAGAUGGUCUUGAUGAUACGUCUCGGAGAAAUCUAUGUGAAGAGGCUUUGUUAAAAAUUAAAGGUGUUAUUAGCUUUACUUUUCAAAUGGCUGUUCAAAGAUGUGUGGUGCGAAUUCGUUCAGAUUUGAAAGCAGAGGCUUUGGCAUCAGCAAUAGCAUCAACCAAGGUCAUGAAAGCUCAGCAAGUUGUGAAAAGUGAAAGUGGGGAAGAGAUGCUGGUCCCAUUCCAAGAUGCCCCUGUGGAAGUGGAAGAGAACACAGAGCUGCCUGACUACCUGCCUGAGGAUGAGAGUCCCACAAAGGAACAGGACAAAGCAGUGUCCCGGGUUGGCUCACACCCUGAGGGUGGAGCCAGCUGGUUGAGCACAGCUGCAAACUUUUUAUCCAGAUCAUUUUACUGGUGACUUCAACUUCAGUUUGGGGCUCAAGAACUGUGCAAACCAACAGGGGGCCAGCUUUCCAUUGUGGUGGUGAACUGUCAAGUGCAAUUUGCAAUAGAUUAUCAUGGAACGUUUCUAGAUUACAUGACUAUGUAUGCUGCAUUUUACAUUUGAUUGGACAUUUUUCCCACAGGAUAAUGGCUGCAGGUAAACAGGACCGAGGCUGCAGGUGGAAUUUGUUUAUGAAGGUAUUUUGGUAUUGUUUUUCUUUGUUUAAUUGCCUCACAUUUUAUUUUUAAACAUGGGUCCACUGUUAAAACCAAAUGUAUGUGCAGCUUUACAUUCUGUUUUGCAGAAGCAUGUGAUUAGGAAAACUCAUUUUCUCUGAAGAAAAGUUUUGCAUAGCUUAAGUUGUGCAUGAAGUACUGCAUAUUUUAGCUUUUCUUCAUGAACAGUACAUGACAUGUACUUUGGUACCCUUCUCUGAAAGUUGAAAACAUACCUAGUUAGCCUCUUUCUGUGCCUUUUUUAUUUCACCAACCAUGUUUAUAGAAAGGACAUUAUUAAUGGCAUUUUGCAAAUGGAAUUAUACUUAAUUGAACAUAGCAGUACCUUAAAAAAAAAACCUCUAUAAAAAGCUCUAUAGUCUUACUUGCUGUAAUUUUAAUAAGGUUACUGUAAGCCAGUCAAGACACAGGGACAUAAACAGUAGAAAAGUGCUUCUGGGAGAAUUUGAGUGUGACCAAACAUGGCUCUGUCGACUCCUGCUCACUUAGGUUACAGUGGCUCUCGAGAAUUAAGUCCACUGUGACCUUUCGAGCAACAGAUGGUCUCUUGGCCUUACUCUUUGGUGACACUGUGUCCUGCUAGAGAAAAGUAAUAGUUUAAAAAACUGACAAACUUGAAAAAGAAAACAAUUGGAUGCCUCGAAUGCCUCAGUGCCACUUUGCUCAGUGUGACUUCAGAUGUAAACUGCUUGGCACAUGCCCAUUCCAGAGCUACUUCUUUUUAUUGCCUCUGUUGUUGUUAAGAAAAUACUGUAGUCAAAUUGAGUAAAACAAGACCCAAAUUACUGCUUAGAGAGAAAGAAAGCCAGCAUUGGACACUUACUUAUUUUUCAUGUCUAGCCAGCAAACUGACUUCAUUGAAGGUAAGAGACAUGACUAAAGAUGUACACAUUUGUUUUUUUAAGUAAGACUGAAUUACAUGUAGGUGAUGCUUUCCUAAGAUUCUAAAAUACUUGAUAACUAAUAUUUUCUUUUUAGAAAUCCAGCUAAAUGUACUUUAAUGUCAACAUUGUUAAAAACUAAUAAGAAGAAACUGAAAUGCGUCCUCAUCACUAUGUAGAGCUGCUGCUUUGCUACUUGGAGAAUGUGAAGUUGGACCCUGGAGGGUUUCUUGCAUCUUUGUUGUUUCUGUUUUAAAGAUAAUUGAAACCGUCCGGUGUUACUGGGGAAAAAUAAUUGUAAAAUAUAUGGUCCGUGAGACCAUUCAAGUUCAUUACCUUUGUGGCUUUCUGGAAGGAGGGCAUUGAAAUAGAGCAUUUUUCCACAUAUCUGGUUUCUGAUUCAAGUGAUACGCACAAACAGAAAACAGAUAUUUUCAGGGUAUAUUGAUAAUACAUAAUAAUACUUGCUGCCAGAACCAGAUGUGUUGAAAACAAAACAACAAAAUCACCUCCUUUCUAUAACCAUUAGAGCAAACUUUCUAUUUCAACAUAUUUUUAUUUUAUUUUGCAUUGUGACACAUUUAUUUAAAAACUCUAGCCCUUUUGGUGGUGAUGGUUCAAGACAGUUGGUAUUUUGGACUGAUGUUUGUGUGUAUCUAGACGUUUCCUUAUUCUAGGACUCUGAGAGGAGUCGAGGCAACUCUAAUGGCAAUCUUUGAAAUAUAUUGUAAAAUAAUAAAAGAUAGCAAUGAAAA
Meriones unguiculatus (Mongolian gerbil) is the source of this 2925-nucleotide messenger RNA. It is a transcript of the gene Armc1, whose product is annotated as armadillo repeat containing 1. Gene Ontology annotation, molecular function: protein binding; metal ion binding. The record is from RefSeq and is a predicted model, not a curated record. Lineage: Eukaryota; Metazoa; Chordata; Mammalia; Rodentia; Muridae. The transcript is spliced from 7 exons. The coding region runs from base 178 to 1026 and encodes 282 amino acids.